UUUAAACUGUAGCCGCGGCCGAAGACGGCUAGAGAAUGAUAUCUUAGCCGAACAGGAAUAACUAGGACUCGGGAGUCUGAGAGAGCUCCUGGAGCUCGCGAAUGUAAUACGGAGGCCUUGAGGAAGGAGUACGGAGGCCGAGAAGGAGCCGGGAAUGGGAGAAGAUUACCUCGAGCUGAGAGUUCCAUGGCUGAGAGUAGGCUCCGGGCUCCGGACCUAGGGGCUCAGCUAGGAGUUUCCAGUUGUCUGGAAAAAUGCCACAGGAGCUCACCAGGUGCUGGGAGGCAGCCCUUUUUCGGAAAGUCCUUUUACUUAGAUCUGCCUGCUGGCAAGAAUCUCCAGUUUUUGACAGAGGCCAUUCAACAUCUGGGUGGGGUAAUUGAGGGUUUUCUGAGCAAAGAAAUAAGUUACAUCGUGUCCAGCCGCAGAGAAGCAAAGGCAGAGAGUGGUGGAACAAGCCACAGAGCCUGCCCCAACCCCAGCUGCAGCGAAGUCAGAGUGGAACCAUCAGCCAUGGCCCAUCCAAGAGGCAGCCACACUAGGCUUUCCCAGAAAUCCAUAGACUCGGUGCCUAUGAGCAGAGGGAAGGAGCUGCUACAGAAGGCCAUCAGGAACCAGGGCAACAGCAGUGGAGGAGGCAGUAGGAGCAGCAGCAGCCUCCUGACCAAUGCCCGCUCCUGGGGAGUGAGGAUUCUACAUGUGGACGAAAUGAUGAUGCACGUGCAGCAGCUGUCUCUUGGUCCUUUAUGUGUGAGGAAACAAGAGCCAAAGAAACCAGAGGGAACAUGUCCAGCAGCAGAGUCAAGAACGCGGAAAGUGGCCAGACUGAAGGCACCAUUCCUCAAAAUCGAAGAUGAGAGCAGAGAACCCAAGGACAGAGAGCCAAGCCUGCGAUCAGCUGCCCGCACCGUGCCCAGGAGGAAGAAAGGGUACUGCGAGUGCUGCCAAGAGGCCUUUGAGGAGCUCUAUGUGCAUCUUCAGAGCACCCAGCACCAGGGCUUUGCCCUAGAAGCCCAUCCAUAUGCAGAAGUUGACCGGAUCAUCGCCCAGCUCAGCCACAGCUUUGCAGACAUCCCCUUCCAGGCCAGCCUCCCCAGGCGGUCAGGUUCCCCAGCUUCUGAUUGUGACCCUCUCCAACCGGAGACUCUACCCACCAGCCAGCCCUCCCAUCCCAGGGCAGCGUCUCCCAGGGUGAAGAGCGAAGACAACUGCCAGACACCAGGCACCCCAGAGCGGGAGAGGACAGUGGGCAGCGUGAAGGCACUGGCUGACCCUGCAGGGACUGGCGAGGUGCCUGGACAAGCAGCAAGCUGCCAGGAGCCAGGGGGAUCAGUCGAUGUGUUUGUGGACCCCCCAGGGACACCAGUGCCCAGGAGCCCUGCUUGCCAGCACCUCCUGACCAGAUCCAGCUUUGCAGACCUCUCUUCCGGCCCAGGCCUGGCACUUGUUGGCCACAAGCGGAAGGUUGAGUUCCCCAGCAGCAAUGCCGAGAAGAAACCGGGGGCCUCAUUUUUUGUCCCAAGAUCCCCCAGCCCCUGUGGCACCAGGGCAACCAGUGGCAGGCAUCUUCCGUCCCUCUCACUUCCAGGCCAUGAGUCCAGGCCCCUGGCCUCCCUCCUGCCCUUGUGCCACCCACAGACUGGCCUCUCCCUCCCAGACUCUUUCCCCUGGCAGCCCAGAGACAGACCAGCAGAGUUCUGGGCCACACAGCCUCCCCGGCCUGGGGGAGGCUGGCCCCCAGGGUCUGAGGAUUCUGAGUGUGCAGCCCCCAGCCCUGUAUCCCAGCAGACUGGCCAGCUCCCCAGCUGCCCAGCAGCUCCCAGCCAGCCAUCAGCCCACCUGCACUCAGCUGCCAGCGCACAGCCCCUAGGGGGGCCCACAGAGGGCGAGUCUACCUCUCUCCCCCACCCUCUGCCAGCCAGUGGGGGAGACAACUGCUCCCAGUGGCUCUGGACCCCCCAGCCUCUCCAAGUGCCCUGCCUCCCUGUCUCCCAGCCCCAGCCCCAACCCCAGCCCAAUACAGGCAGAGAGCUGUUCCUGUGAGUCCCCAAGGUACUCAGCUCUUCAUGGGGCCAGACAGCUCCAGACUGAAGGGCCACAAAUACAAGUUAUACCUCUGCUUGGUGCUGUACACCUGGCCAGGGCUGAGUACCACACAAGGACAAGCAGAGCCCCAGGAUCUCCUCAAAGAAGCCAGAAGGAGGCCCGGGCCUGGCCUUUGAGGUCCAAGUGAGCAGCUGUCACGCUAAGCUCUGUGGAGCGGACAGAGCGAGUCCUCUUGCCCACCAGAUCUUUGCACAGGACCAAGAGAGUCUGGGCUGGGGCUGCCCUCUCCUUCCCCUACCUCCAGCCGUGUUCCUGACCAGGCAGCAGGCUACAAAGGGCUUGUCCGGCCAUGGCCAGCAGCCCACACCAGAGGAGAGGCUGGCAUAGGGAGGGACCACAAGAAGCUGGAGCAGCAGGAGUCCUGGCCCGGCCUCUUGGCGGCAGGCAUUUGCCUCUGCAGAGCCGAGGGCUAAUUGGUGUUCCCCACCCCCAGCCUUCUUCCCCACAAGCAUGUGGUCUCCUGCUUUCUGAAAUGCCUGUGUUUGUGUCCCCUCCCCCAGCCCCCCACGCUCCUGCGUGCAGAUCCUCAGGAACAUAUGAAGCAGAGGAGGGGCUCAGGCUGCGGCACUUACAGAGCUCCCUCCCCCAUGCACUUAAUUGGGGCCCAGCACUGACCUUCCCCCUGAGCCCAGGGUGUGGCCAGGGACCCCUCUCAGCUCCUUUCUUCCUCCUCAGCUCAAGCUGCCCACCCAGAGUUUGCUAUUCCAGGGCCAGUAUCUCACCUGCCAACUUCCACAUCACCCUCUUCCCUCCCCUCUUUCCCUCUCCUUCCCCAAGGACCUCCCCCCAUUUCUUGCAGCCAAGCCAUUAAUCUAGAGACAGAAAUGGGUUUGCUAUCGAUUCUUUGGCCAUUUUUUUUUUAUUACUAUUUGUACUGUGGUUCUUCUCACCCUUCUAUGCCUCUGUGUGUUUGUCUCUUUAAAUGUGGAAGCUACUGGAAGCUUGGUGCUGUUCUGUGUCUCCUUUCAGAGGAAGGAAGGGGGCCUUGCUGUGGGUGAGGGCCCAAGUUGUUAGUCUGGAAAGAGAGCAACCGUGUGUAUAGCCCUCCUUAGAGGUCAGUCAUGUUUGGUCUUUGUAUCCCAUUCCUGUUAGGUUUCACAGUUAAUCGUGGUUCAGGAAAUGUAAAUAAACUUGUUAAUAACAAA
Lemur catta (Ring-tailed lemur) is the source of this 3251-nucleotide messenger RNA. It is a transcript of the gene DBF4B, whose product is annotated as DBF4 zinc finger B. Bases 187 to 2043 code for a protein of 618 amino acids. Gene Ontology annotation, molecular function: protein serine/threonine kinase activator activity; nucleic acid binding; zinc ion binding. Gene Ontology annotation, cellular component: Dbf4-dependent protein kinase complex; nucleus. Gene Ontology annotation, biological process: positive regulation of nuclear cell cycle DNA replication; regulation of cell cycle phase transition. NCBI's taxonomy places the organism in Eukaryota, Metazoa, Chordata, Mammalia, Primates, Lemuridae. The transcript has 12 exons. The record is from RefSeq and is a predicted model, not a curated record.